CCUCCGCAAUCACGGCCCGGAGUAGGCGCCGGAAGUCCCGGGGGCUCAGGGCAUCGCGCAAUGCAUGCUGGAACAUGUAGUCGGUCUGAAGUCGGCUCCCGCUCGCGAUUUCAUCCCACGUCCGGUGGCAGAAGAGGCCUCCUUGGCCGAGCAUUGUGGGAGUUGUAGUUGACUCUUCGCCCCGUCUCUUGCGUUGUGCUCACUUGACUCAGCUACCCUCGGCUGCCAUUUCAUACCAGGACCCCUCUUAAUUCCUCAUCUACGUGGAGGGGCAUGAGUGACACUGAUGCCUGCCACAGAGAUGGAUGACUUCCGACGGUCCUACCUUAGGCUGUGCAAGGAGAGCGGUGCUGAACCCCAGGAAAGUAUCCUGCAGCACUUGGAGGAAGCCUCAGGGAAAAGCCGCUUGGAUUUAGCUACACACACCCUUUCUGUGGAAACCUGCGGGGUCCUGGGCAAGCUCUUGCAGGAUGAACUCCAGUUCACCGAGAUCACGCUGAGCAAUUGUAUGCUGAGUGAAGAAGGGGCUAAGCUACUACUUCAUGGACUUUGUUCCAACACUGUUGUGAAAUCCUUGGAUCUGAAGGGAAACAACCUACGAUCUGUGGGGGCAGAGGCUCUGGGGAAACUGCUCAGGCAGAACAAGACAAUCCGGAGUCUCACUUUGGAAUGGAACAACGUGGGUGUGUGGGAAGAAAGCUUUGCCAUUUUCUGCGAGGGCCUUGGCGCCAAUGGUCACAUCCAGUACCUGGAUCUGCGCAAUAACCAGAUCAACCACCAGGGGGCAGGAGAGCUGUCCAUGGCGCUGAAAGCCAAUUCCAGUCUUCGGGAACUUGAUCUGCGCUGGAAUAACAUUGGGCUCCUGGGGGGCCGUGCACUCCUGAAUUGCCUGCAUAGCAACCGGGCACUACGACAACUGGAAUUGGCCGGGAACAAUGUGCCCAGUGACAUCCUGAAGGCUGUGGAUCAAGCCAUGGAACACAACCAAGAACGUCAAAACAUCCUCUGCAAGAGUCGGAGCAUGACCCAAGUGCUCAGCAAAGAGGUGAUAAGCUUGAAGGAGAAGAACUCUAGACAGUACCUGGAUAUGAUGGACACCAUUGACAAGCAGCGAGAGGUGAUGAACCACAGCAGUAGGGUAUCAGCGACACGAAUUGGGCAGUUGCAAGAGGCCCUGAUGGAGCGACAUUCCGUGUUGAACUCACUACAAGCAAAGCUCCAAAUGACGGAGGCCGCUUUGGCUUUGUCCGAGCAGAAGGUGUGCAACCUGGGAGAGCUGCUGAGUAUGGCAAAGCAGGAGCAGGCGAGGCUGGUUGAGAGCCAGGUCAAAGAGUUGCAGCAACACAAAAUGGCAUCUGCUAAUCGAGAGGCAACACUUCAGCGAGAACUUUCAGCAGCCCAUGAGAAGAAUCUCCUGCUCAAGAAUCAGGUGGACGACCUGGAAAGAAGGUGCAAAGCACAGCAGGAACAGCUCUUCCAGGUGAAGGAGGACCUGACCCACAGAACUGCAGAAAUGAAGCUGAGGGCUGUACAGGCUGAAGAGCGUUUGGAGAUGGAGAAGAAGAGGUUCAAGCAGAUCCUUGAAGAUGCAGAGUCCCUUCGGCUGAAGGAGGUAGAUCACCUGAACCAUCACAUGGAGGCAAGUGAGCGGUCCCUGCAGGAGCGCAUCCAGAGGCUGGAAGCCAUCCGCAUAGGGCUUGAGGAGGAAUUGAGCCGAGUGAAAGCCGCUGCCCUUGUAGAGCGAGGCCAGAUUGAGGAAGAGCUCAUCAAAGCCAAGAACCAAGCCAGGUUGGAAGAGCAACAGCGACAGGAGCACCUGGAGGAGAAGCUGCGGCUGAUGAUGCAGUCCCGCGACGAGGCUCAGAAUUACUGCCUGCAGCAAAAGCAAGCAGUGGCUGAGGCCCAGUCUAAGGAGGGCCACCUGAGCCUACAAGUGGAAGGGCUCAAGAGGCGGGUGGAAGAACUUCAGCAGGAGUUGAGCAGCAAGGAACAGGAGAAGGUAACUGAGAUCAACAAAGUGCGAGUAGGGCUGCAGGAGAAGAUAGGGCACCUUGAGGCCGAGAGGACAGCACAGGAAGGGCUGCAGGAGAAGAUUGCAGCCCUGGAGCGACAGCUGAAAGUUCUGUCCAGCAACCACCGGGAGGCGCUACUGGACAAAGAGGGCGAAGUCUCAAGCCUCCUGGAGAAGCUGCGGGUUCGUGAGGCAGAGAUCUCCAGGAUGAGGGAUGAGGAAGCCCAGCGAGUCAGCUUUCUUCAAAACGCCAUCAUGUCUUAUGUGCAGGGCUCCCCGCAAAGCACUCAGAGCCCCAAGAAGUGAGCAUGAAGAUCCUGGCUUCAAGGAAUAGAGUCUCAGAAUUAUUACUGUGGACAGGUUGUGUAGUAUCAUGGAGUCCAUCUUCCUUAUGUCGCUGGGAGAGCCUGCAAGAGAGACUGCAUUGCGUCAGCUUACCUGAGGCUGGGCCUGAGGUAUCACUGGAGUGUUUGCCAUUGCCUUAGGAACUAUUUUAAUGGUCCGCACCAAAGCCAAGUCUUGCUUAAACCUGCAAACUGUGGGGAAGUCUCCAAGGCAAAGCCAUCCAUUCCAGUUUGUGAGACCACAGAAAGGUCUGGUCACACGGGCAGGAAAUACGAUGUCUUCUUGUAUGACAGGCAUUGGCCUCGGCCCUUGGUCCGAUGCACAUUACCUCAGUGGCAUGACCUAAAGCAAAAGCCCCCUACCAGCAGCAAUGUGGUCAACUGUCCUACUGUAUCAGGAACAAGUGAAAGCACCCAUUUCUCAGAUACUCCAGAUCAUGUAGGUAUUUCCCACACCAGACUUUCACCUGCACAGGGACUACUGAUGCAGACAUGGGGGAAAUUCUAUUCCAUGGAGAAGGUUGGGACAGGAAUUGCUUUGUAUAGCCUGGUCUACAUCCAUCAGCUCCUUCCACAGAGCAUAUGAUUUGCCUUCCAUGCUCGGGAGGAGCCCUCUUGUUGCAGCUUUCUAAAGUGAUCAUUACAGUGAGCGAACCUCUAGCUGCCGGUGCAUUAUUUCCUUGGCCUGAAAGUGGUACAGGCUUGGGUGGCCUAAUGGGGCAAGGAUGGGGCAAAUUUGCCGUGUUGCUUUUAUGGGAGUUAUGAACAUGGGAGUGGCAAGCUUGGUGUUCGUUUAUAAUUCCAACUUUAAAAGUAGGAUAAAAAUGAAAUGUUUGUACUUUCGCUCCAGUUCAAGGGCCGGUUUGUGCACAGACCAGUGUUCAUUCUAUGUGUCUUUUCACGUAUAACUAUUACACUGUUGUUUAUGUAUAAUUUGACAAUGGCCUGGUUCACAAGACAUGCUAAGCCAAACCUUAGCUUAGCGAGACCACGCAGUCUCCCCAGGGAAAAGCUUUCAGCUGCUUUACUUCUCCCUUGUCCUUUAUGUUGCCAAACUGCACUGAGCUCAGCUAAUGUUUGGUUUAACAUGUCGUCUGAACUGUGGUUAGUGAUGAGACUACGUAACCACAAGCCCCGGUUCAGAUGACACAUCUUGGCUUAGCUCAGCACAGCAGCUAAAAGCACCAGGGAAGAAUAUAGCAACUGUGAGCUCCUCUCCAAGAGCUACGCACUCUUGCCAUCUCUCACUAUGCAAAGGUUUGGCUUCCUGUGUCAUGCAAACAAGACCCAUGUAUGUCUACCCACCCUUCAUACACGCUACAAAAAUGAAGUAGCUCAUUUAUAUAAGGUACUAUUAUGAGUCUGACCAAACUGCGGGAGGCGGUGCAAGACAGGAGUGCCUGGCGUGCUAUGGUCCAUGGGGUCACGAAGAGUCGGACACGACUAAACGACUAAACAACAACUAUUAUGAACCACCCUGUGAUCUUCAGGUGAAGGAUGGUAUACAAAUUUUAAUUAUAAUGAUGAUUAUGAUGAUAAUAAUAAUAAUAAUAAUAAUAAUAAUAAUAAUAAUAAUAAUAUAUAGUAAUGCUCCAGUGGGUUUUGAGGAGGCAAAAUCCCCCUCCUAUAGUCUGGAAUGUUCACCAAACUUCACAGUAGGCUGUGUGUGUUUGCAGCUUCCAAUAAUACAAAUUAUGUGCGGAAAUAAUUUUGUUUCUUUUCAGAUUGUUGCCACCAUUUGUAUGGGGAAGCAAUACCACUCAUUUCUUACACUUUCCAUUUCCCCAAAACUGGCAGAAAUCCAAAACGGCUUUCUAAAGGAAAUAUUUUAUCUCUUCUCUUCCAAGCCCCUGUUAAAAUACGAAACGCAUUGUAUGAAUAUGGCCUGAACUUAAAGCUUGUUAACACAGGGUCUUCUAAGAGGUCAAGGCAGGCCUGCUUAGUUUUUCUUGGCAUAUUAGCCAAUGGCAGGUGGCUUCCUUGUGCAAGAUGAGGAUAUAAUUGUAACGUUUUGUACAUCUUCAGUAGCUUUUCAAGUUUCUUAUCGUUUUAGGGAUGAUCUAUUGGUGGUGGGUUUAAUAGUGCUUGAGAACUGCAUGUGCUUGAGGUGGGAUUUCAAGCAUCUGCCCCUUUUUCUGCCUUCACUAACACGGUGUCCUUCUGCUUAUACGAAAGCAACAUGGCUGGCGACAGAAAGGACACAGCUCAGCUAGAGAAGAGUGUUUGCAAAGGCAGCGGGGUGAGAAAAAGGACAAAGCUAUCCUAGUUUAUUCUUUGCUCUUUCAAAGCUUUGUUUAUGUGGUUUGGGAGGGAACCUGAGUGCUGUUUGCUCAUGUCUGUCUGGAGUAAUCAGUGCCCUGCAACCCUCUGCCCAAUGGCAAGGACAUCCCUUCCCCCAUGCACACAUCAACAGUGCCCCAGGCGUCUGGUUUUAUGGAGGCAGGCUCUUAAAAAAAAUAAAAUCCUUGCAUGGGUGUUUAAUGGGAUCUGACUGAUUCUGUGGGAAAGCAGAAAUUUGUUCCCUCUUAGGCUUGUCCUGCAUUUUGGGGAGCUAAUCGAAAGGAGCAGCAAAUCAGCAACCAUCUUCAGCUAUUUUACUAAAUCUCAGUGCCAAUUUGAGGUUUUCCGUAAUGUGCGGGUGGCAAUUGAUGAGUAGUCAUAUAUGACACUAAAAGUGACUGUGAGCCUCGUGUCACACUUUAAAUGCACACAAAAGUUGCCAUUACGCAAUAAAACACACACAAGAUCAUUUUUUAAAAAAUCAAAGAUACUUUCUAACAAAUACCUUUGCAUUUAUUUAUUUUUGUUCACUGCUCUAGCAAGGGCUGCUAAGAAGCUUUGCACGACAAGAACAUACAGUUUAACAAUAACAGCAUUGAAACAAAGGGUUUUCUCAUAAUGCAAAAUAAACAGGCAUAGCUGGUACAAAGGCCUUUCAACUGCUUAGAAUACUCCAUGUAUAGAACCAGUACAUUGGCUGGAAAUAUCAUCACAUAUGGUCUAAGAGUUACCGGUAUAGGGGGCAACCCCCCUCCCAAAUGGUGCCCCUGGAGAGACAUGAUUACUUGCCUAGAGCCACUUGGUUGAAAUUAGCUUUGCAUCUCUUAGGUCACAGCUUGGCUGCUAUCCAGAGAACUACAUUGGUUUCCUGAACUUACUCUUGACUGCUAGACCAUGACGUAUACUGUAGUGUAUAGCAAAGAUCAGAAGAACUGCGUCCCCAUGGAUGCUCCCUGCAGCAAGCAGCAACUAUGGUUGGCAAAUCUAUUUUCAGUCCCGAAGACACAACUCAGCUUCCCCACUCCACCCCCUCAGGCCCUGAGAAUGCCAUAAUUUCAUAAGUUCUCUUGGUUGGAGUUUGAGAGAAAACAUUGCACGUACACACACAUACACAGUGCUAUUUUUUCUAGAAAAAGAGGUGCCGGAACUCACCAUGAACACUUCCCUUGUUCUCUUAUAAUGGCAAUGGCGCCCACCUGAGGGGAGCUCAAGGUGGUGUACAUUGGCUCUUCCCCUCUCCAUUUUAUCAUCACAAUAACCCUGUUAGGUAGGCUAGACUGAGAAGGAGUGGCUGGUCCAAGGUCAAGCUGUGAGUGAGCUUCAUGGCCGAGUGGAGAUUUGAACCCUGGUCUCCAAGCCCCUAGUCCAACACUAUAACCAUGACACCAUACUGGGUGUCAAUUACCUGUUCUCGGGCACCUGUGUUUCCAGCAGCUUUUGGAAAGAUGAUUUGUAUAUAGACAGUUCCUUGAGUGUUUGCCUGAGUUGGCCUCCAGGGCAAGGAAAGCGGCUGGGUGUUUCUGCACUUAUUCUUGGGAAGCUGCCUCCACUACUGUUCAUUUGAGGUUAUGUAUCAGGGCUUUUAACCAACCACAGAGUCUAGGACUUGCCAAUCAGAAG
This is a messenger RNA of Zootoca vivipara (common lizard), 6255 nucleotides long. It is a transcript of the gene LRRC45, whose product is annotated as leucine rich repeat containing 45. Gene Ontology annotation, cellular component: centrosome; plasma membrane. The record is from RefSeq and is a predicted model, not a curated record. Gene Ontology annotation, molecular function: protein binding. NCBI's taxonomy places the organism in Eukaryota, Metazoa, Chordata, Lepidosauria, Squamata, Lacertidae.